Molecule: messenger RNA, 516 nt
Organism: Pelobates cultripes (western spadefoot toad)
Lineage: Eukaryota; Metazoa; Chordata; Amphibia; Anura; Pelobatidae
Source: the annotation of a GenBank genome assembly
AUGGAAACCCCACAAAUCCAGCAUCCCUGUAUCCUAGACAGGUUGGACAAAUUGUUGGCAGACUUUUGGUCUAAACUCACCCACCGCCUGGAAACACCAGUGGCAGUCCCGAUGGCAACUAUCUGGCCUCAGCCCACUCAACGAAGCACACCUACAAAGCAACGCAGCGGUACCCACAAGGCAGCCCUUAAACGGACAGCAACUAAGCAACGCAAAUUGAGGCAACAUCGAUACCACCUGCAGAAGCAAGCCAGGGACCGACGCUUUGUCCAUAUUUGCCAUGGAAUGCCAGGGACCUACCUGCACUGGACGCCAACACCACACCUGCUGAGAAGACCAUCACACGCACUGCUGAGCCGCCUCUCACACUUACCGAAGGUGACUCGCGGACACGAGGAAGGGGGUCCUGACAACACCCGAGGCUGUUAUGAUGCGGCUCGGCACAGAGACACGGGAGAUGACAAGACCCUGCUACACACGCCUGCACCCAGCUUGAUCACCACGGGCAUAGGCUGA